This is a messenger RNA of Triplophysa dalaica, 3048 nucleotides long. RefSeq names its product FILIA-N KH-like domain-containing protein. Lineage: Eukaryota; Metazoa; Chordata; Actinopteri; Cypriniformes; Nemacheilidae. The record is from RefSeq and is a predicted model, not a curated record. The transcript is spliced from 6 exons. The coding region runs from base 132 to 1391 and encodes 419 amino acids.
CACAUGCAGCUCUAUCAGAUGAGCUCAGAGAGACGAGCUGAAGCGUCUGCUCUGAUACACCACAAGAGACAAACAACAGAAAAACUACUUUCAAAAACUUCUCAUUUAUAUUAACAACAACAGGCUCAGUCAUGACUAUAGACGCGCCAGUGAUUUUAUCCGCACUUUUCUUCACAAUUAUUGCCAUUAUAGUUGCGUCGGCGCUUCUGGGGAGGAAAUCUUCGCCAAAGAAAGAGCGACACGAGGAGAGACCCGACCGAGAGGUUACUGAGUCCAGAGAGGAGAUACCUCCUGCUCCAGUGAAGACUGAAGAGAAAAUACCUCCUGCUCCGGUGAAGAUUGAGGAGAAAAUACCUCCUGCUCCGGUGAAGACUGAAACUGUUCAGCAAACACCUGUCCAGACAGCGGUAGACACUGAGCUGAGAAAUGAGGAACCUGUUCCAGUCCUCCCUGGUAUUGAGAAGAUUGGUGUUGUGGAUGAAGCCUCUCCUCCAGUGGAACCUGAAAUCAUCCCUGUGCAGCAGACACCUGCUCAGGCAGCCCUAAAGCCAGACCUUGUCCCUGAGGUUGUUGAACCCACACCAGUAAAUGAGCCCACCCCUCUGGCACCUGAGCCAGCGCCUGAGCAAGAAUUACCAAUCCUUAAACCAGAGACAAUAACCCCAUUGGCUGAAACAAUCGAAGAGGUGGAAGUCCCUGAGCCAGAAUCCGUGCCCGUCCUUGAAUCUGUCCCCCUCCCUGAGCCAGAAUCCGUGCCCGUCCUUGAAUCUGUCCCCCUCCCUGAGUUAGAACCUGUUCCCCUCCUCGAAUCUGUGCCUGUCCCUAAACUAGAAUCUGUGCCAUCACUAGAACCUGAAUCUGAGCCUGAACCUGUGCCUGAACCAGAAACUGCACCCGUCCGUGAACCAGAAACUGUGCCUGUCCCUGAAUCUGUGCCAGUCCCUGAACCAGAAUCGGUGGCCUUCCCUGAAUCUGCCCACGAACCAAAAUCUGUUCAUGCCCCUGAAUCUGCACCCGACCCUGAACCAAAAUCUGCAUCUGUGCCAGUUCCUGAACCGGAAUCUACGCCUGCCCUUGAACCUGAACCUGAAUCUACCCCUGAACUGGAAUCUAAGCCUGCCCUUGAACCUGAACCUGAAUCUACCCCUGAACAGGAAUCUGCCCCUGAACAGGAAUCUGCAUCUGCCCCAGAGGCCUCUCCAGUAGCAGAGACCGUUCCAGAGAUCCUAGAGCUUAAUGAUGUUGCAGCUGCCUCACAGGAAGAUGAGAGCGAGACUCCCGCAGUCGUGCCUGUUAAGAAGAGGACGACCAAGUUUGAGGGGAGAAUGUCCAAAGAAGAGAUGGAGGAGGAACAAAGGAUAGAGUUCACAAGUGACUUUACUUCUCUUUAAACAACAGUUUCAGACCAAUGAGUUGCUGAGUAAAGCUCAAACCAGAAUGUUUGGGAAGAGUCGCCCCCCAUAAACCGAAGCUUCAGGACCUUUGCAGAGUGCUGACUUUUAUUGACUGUCUCCAAAAUGUGUUUUUAUGGAAAAUAAGCAUCGCUCAUCAGUCUUUUUGUACAUGUUGUAGAUCUGCCUGUGAAUAGUCGACUUUGUCGAGAAAAUUGCCAAAGAGUCUAAAUCAAUAAUUUAAACCUGUUUGGUUUGUGUUUUGUCAAAUUUCUUAGGGCCACCAGAGAAUUCUAUUGAAACCAAGUUUUUCAUCUGAGAUUUACUUUAAGUUAACUUAAAUAUUUAAUGUCCCUUACAAAUAUAUAUAAUAUGGAGGAAGUAUUGGUAUACCACCAGUUUGCUGUUGUUUUUGUUUUUCAUUUUCUUUGUCUGGUGAGUUGAUUGUAUGAAAUCAAACUCAUUGUUUCUGUUUUGAGCACCAGUGUUAUCUGGAUGUAAUGUAUGCUACAGAUAUUGUGACCAUCAUGUACUUCAAAAUAUCCGGCACGCCCCCUUGUGGACAAACAAAGAUGUGACAUCAUAGACAGAGAGAAAUGUGUUGAUUGUGGAGUCAUAAGUACUUGAUGAAAUAGAUGAAGAUUGUGGAUUUUGUUGAUUGUUAUGUUCAUAAAUGGAAAGUAAUUUGACUGAAUCUCACAAAAAUAUAACCAGGUCAUUCUACCCCAUUAAAUUAAUGUCCCAUUGAAAAAAUAUAUUUUACAAUUAUUUUUGUAUAACCUUUGGUCAGAAACAUUUCUUUGGUAACACUACAGUAAGGCUAUAUUUUUUAACAUUAAUAAAUGCAUUACUUAUCAGAUCUACAGUAUUUAUUCAUGUUUAAUCAUGAUGCAGAAGUGUCCAGUUUCUUGAUAAUUUCAGAAUUUAGUGAUACAUUUUUCAGAUUAAAAGUUUUAAAAUGGUUACGUUAGUUAAUGCACAUUUAACAAACAUGGACAGUAUUGACAUUAGAGUAAUGCAUGAUGAAAAACUGUUUUGUUUAUUGUUAGUUCAUGUAAGCUAAUGCAUUAUUAAUAUAAACAAAUGCAUCCUUAUUGUAAAGUGUUACAGUUUCUUUUUUUUGCCAUCAUGAUUAUUCUCAAUAGUUAUUCUAAUUUCUGCAAUACAAUGUUUUUUUCUCUAAAAUUAACAUUUACAUUUACAGUGAGUAAAUUACGUGAUUUACAUAUAAUGUCAAUAUAAGAAAUAAGGAAAGAAAAAGAAGCUGGAGUACAGAUCCUGAAGCCAAGAUGAUAGAUUAAGAGGAUUUUCCUUAAUAAAAGGGAUUUAUUUAUAGGAAGUGUUUUGGUUGUGGUAUAAGUGAAUUGCUAAUGGAGGUUUGUCUUCAAGUGUUUCAUCAUGGUUGUGUGAUCGGGUGAAGUGGGCUUGUAGAAGCUCGAUCUAGAAGAACAGAGGGAUUAUUUUAACUUUGAAAGGGACUUUGUAUGUCACUGUGAGUGAACCAUUAGUUAAUGUCAGGAUGAAACAAACAGGAGACGUGUGGCAUGAGAGUUCUUUCUAUAUCAAGACCCUGAAUGCCUGAACUGUCUUUUGCAUUUUUUCAUGAAGGUCACUGUUGUCAUAAAUAAAAGAUCAAUAAAGAGCCAGACUGUAUAGA